AUGUCGCAUCUAUAUGGAGUUUUCCUCCAAAGGCACCCUCUUCGAUAUGAUCACCCAGUUUCGUGGGAAACCAAUGCUGAGAAUAUGAUCGGACGUGCCGCACUUAUGAUCCUACAAGGACUCGACGCUCUUCACUCACACGGCUACGUUCACUGUGACCUCAAGCCAGCCAACGUCCUCGUCUUCCCUUCCCUUGCUGAUUUCGGUUCAUCUAAAGAGCCUUGUACGGAUUCUAGGUCGUAUUUCCUGAUGUUUGGAGGUUGUCCAGUGAAGAUGAGAGAAUGUUACUUGUGGGGGCUUCCCAAACUUGUCUCUCCAGUGCCCAUCGACUUCUUGAAGCGGUGCUUGGCGUUGCAGCCGUCACGUAGGGCCACAGCGGCCGAGCUGUUCAGCCAUCCUUUUGAGGCGCAAAGAGACAGUACUAUUGUUACAGUCACAGAGAUGCUUAUGUUUCUUUCUUUCUUAAGGUUUCCUUUCUCCAUAAUGGGCCAAGUGGUAGAAGAAUAUUCUAGAUUACAAGGAGGAGUGAGGGUUUGA
Messenger RNA from Capsella rubella, 537 nucleotides. RefSeq names its product probable inactive serine/threonine-protein kinase DDB_G0268656. Gene Ontology annotation, molecular function: protein kinase activity; ATP binding. The record is from RefSeq and is a predicted model, not a curated record. The transcript has 2 exons. Bases 1 to 537 code for a protein of 178 amino acids. Lineage: Eukaryota; Viridiplantae; Streptophyta; Magnoliopsida; Brassicales; Brassicaceae. Gene Ontology annotation, biological process: protein phosphorylation.